Messenger RNA from Amblyraja radiata (thorny skate), 3139 nucleotides. RefSeq names its product electrogenic sodium bicarbonate cotransporter 4. The record is from RefSeq and is a predicted model, not a curated record. Gene Ontology annotation, cellular component: plasma membrane. Lineage: Eukaryota; Metazoa; Chordata; Chondrichthyes; Rajiformes; Rajidae. The coding region runs from base 71 to 3139 and encodes 1022 amino acids. Gene Ontology annotation, biological process: transmembrane transport; bicarbonate transport; monoatomic anion transport. Gene Ontology annotation, molecular function: solute:inorganic anion antiporter activity; monoatomic anion transmembrane transporter activity; sodium:bicarbonate symporter activity. The transcript is spliced from 23 exons.
CGCUGCUGAGCGCUUGCGAUACAUCCUUGGUGAAGAUGAUGAUGGCCCCACACCCACGCUCUUCACGGAGAUGGACACCUUGCAACAUGACGGGGACGAGCUGGAAUGGAAGGAGUCAGCCAGAUGGGUGAAAUUUGAAGAGAAGGUGGAGGAGGGUGGCGAGCGUUGGAGCAAGCCCCACGUCUCCACGUUGUCCCUGCACAGCCUGUUUGAGCUGCGGACAUGCCUGCAGACGGACACCGUGAUGCUGGACUUGGAUGGAUAUUCAUUACCACAGAUCAUAGAUGAUAUAAUCGACAAGCAGAUUGAAGAUGGACUCAUUCAGCCUGAUGUGCGGGAACAGAUCUCCUUCAUCCUACUGAGAAAGCACCGACACCAGACAAAGAAACCUAUCCAUCGCUCCUUGGUGGACAUUGGGAAGUCAUCCACGACAUCGUCAGCAGCAAGGAGCCCCAGCCGAUCUCCAGGCACUCGGGCAAACUUUUACCGCUCCACUGAGGACUUGGGGAUGAGGCAAUCUUCCAGUUACGGCCGACUACGACAUGCUCAAAGCAGAAGCAUGAAUGAUAUCGCCGACACUCCCAGCACUGACCAGCUCAAGAACAAAUUCAAGAAGAAGAUACCACGCGACUCGGAAGCCUCAAACAUCCUGGUGGGAGAAGUGGACUUCCUGGAGAAACCCUUUGUCGCUUUUGUUCGUCUCCUGCAACCGACCAUGUUGGGUGGGCUGACAGAGGUGGCCGUACCAACAAGGUUUAUUUUUAUUCUGCUGGGCCCCCAAGGAAAAGGCAAAUCUUACAGCGAGAUUGGAAGAGCUAUGGCCACUCUUAUGGUGGAUGAUCUCUUCAGUGACGUGGCUUACAAGGCGAGAGACAGAGAUGACUUGAUCGCAGGCAUCGACGAGUUCCUCGAUGAGGUCAUCGUCCUUCCUCCUGGCGAAUGGGAUCCCAAAAUCCGGAUCGAACCCCCCAAGAAAGUGACAUCAGCCGAGAAGAGGAAGUCCGUCUACUCUCUCAACGAGGCGGGCCAGAUGAACGGAUCCGCGGGAUGUGGCGGGGCAGGCGAUGACGAGGAGAUGCCUGUAGCGCAUGAGCUCGGGGAAGAGUUGACCUGGACGGGAAGGUUCUGUGGAGGUCUGAUGCUGGACAUCAAGAGGAAGCUACCCUGGCUGUCCAGCGACUUCUACGAAGGCUUCCACAUCCAGUCCAUCUCCACCAUCCUCUUCAUCUACCUGGGCUGCAUCACCAACGCCAUCACCUUUGGCGGGUUGCUGGGCGAUGCCACGGACAACUACCAGGGCGUGAUUGAGAGUUUCCUGGGCACGGCGUUUACCGGUGCGGUCUUCUGUCUGUUCGCUGGGCAGCCGCUCACCAUCCUGAGCAGCACUGGGCCCAUCCUCAUCUUCGAAAAGCUGCUGUUUGACUUCAGCAAGGGUAAUGGCAUAGACUACCUGGAAUUUCGACUCUGGAUUGGUCUCCAUUCCGCCUUUCAGUGCCUCGUUCUGGUCGCCACGGACGCCAGCUACAUUAUUAAGUACAUCACGCGUUUCACGGAAGAGGGCUUCUCCAUGCUCAUCAGCCUCAUCUUCAUCUACGACGCCAUCAAGAAGAUGAUCGGAGCCUUCAAGUACUACCCCGUCAACUCCUUCUACAAGCCCGACUAUGUGACCAUGUACAAGUGUGAGUGUGUAGCUCCAGACACAGUGAACACAACCUUCUUCAACGCUUCAGAUUCGCUGGCGUUUAACAACACUAAUAUUUAUUUGUACAAUGUUGGCAACAACACAGCCCUCGACUGGAGCCAGCUCAGCAAGAAGGAGUGCCUGAAGUACGGUGGCAGCCUGGUUGGCAAGUCCUGCAAGUAUGUCCCAGACCUGGCCCUCAUGUCCUUCAUCCUCUUCUUCGGCACCUACUCUCUGACCACGACCCUCAAAAAGUUCAAGUCCAGUCGUUAUUUCCCAACCAAGAUCCGGGGCCUGAUCACUGACUUUUCCACGGUUAUCUCCAUCCUUGUGUUCUGUGGGAUCGAUGCUGCAGUCGGACUGGAUACCCCCAAGCUGCAUGUCCCCAACAGAAUCAAGCCGACACGGGCGGACAGAGGGUGGUUUGUUGUUCCCUUCGGGAAAAACCCCUGGUGGGUCUACCUGGCCAGCGCUCUGCCAGCUCUCCUCGUCACCAUCCUCAUCUUCAUGGACCAACAGAUCACCGGAGUGAUUAUAAACAGGAAGGAGAACAAGCUGAGGAAAGGCGCUGGUUACCACCUGGACCUGUUCUGGGUUGGUCUGCUGAUGGGCGUCUGCUCCUUCAUGGGGCUGCCCUGGUACGUGGCGGCCACCGUGAUUUCCAUCGCCCACAUUGACGGUCUGAAAAUGGAAACCGAAACCAGCGCGCCCGGAGAGCAGCCGCAGUUUCUCGGGGUGAGGGAACAAAGAUUUACCGGCCUUGUUGUCUUCAUUCUCACGGGAGUCUCCGUCUUCCUCGCUCCAGUUCUGAAGUACAUUCCAAUGGCCGUACUUUAUGGAGUCUUCCUUUACAUGGGCGUGGCCUCAUUAAAUGGUAUUCAGUUUUGGGAUCGAUGCAAACUCUUCCUCAUGCCAUCGAAGCACCAGCCUGAUUACAUCUACCUACGCCACGUGCCCCUUCGACGGGUCCACCUAUUCACCUUGGUACAAGUCAUCUGCCUAUCUGUCCUCUGGAUCUUAAAGUCCACUGUGGCUGCCAUCAUUUUCCCCAUUAUGAUCCUUGCGCUCAUCCUCGUGCGGAAGAUGCUGGAUCUAGUCUUCACCCAGCACGACCUGGCCUGGUUGGACGACAUCCUCCCGGAGAAAGACAAGAAGAAAGAGGAAGACAAGAAGAAGAAAAAGGUGAAGAGUAAAGACCAGGACAGAAACAGCGUUGAUGAGGAGAAAGGUCCUCCAAUUGGAGCUGUACAUGCUGAGAUAUCACCGGGCAACUCUGACUCACUUGACCGCAGUAUAACUCUACACCUCAAGAUUUCCUGCCCACCCUCGCCUGCUUUCAGCCACGCCCGGAACACCAUCUGCUCAGUUCCGCAGUUCAAGAUCGAGAUGGAGUCCGAUUACAACGACGCAAACACAGAGAGGGGCCGGGGAGACCUGGACGGAGAGACCACCUUGUAG